Molecule: messenger RNA, 1761 nt
Organism: Colletotrichum navitas
Lineage: Eukaryota; Fungi; Ascomycota; Sordariomycetes; Glomerellales; Glomerellaceae
Product: glyoxalase
Exons: 5
Coding region: 414-1373 (319 amino acids)
Biological process (GO): L-methylmalonyl-CoA metabolic process
Cellular component (GO): mitochondrion
Molecular function (GO): methylmalonyl-CoA epimerase activity
Source: RefSeq, a predicted model, not a curated record
UCCAUGGAUCAUCUCAGGGGAACACCUCCCACAACUCUACACAUCCACCGCCGCCGCCGCCGCCGCCGCCGCCGCCACCUCCACCGCCAUUCUUUCUUCUCACCGGACUCUGAUAUCCAGUGCAAGUACCGAGCGUAACAUGCAUCACCCGAUGGACGUUGGUGGGGUAAUGCGGGGAGAUAAACUCGAGGGAUCCUCCCCCCCUCCAUAAGCAGCGGGCAGGACUCCUACAGCACUUGCAAGCGUGGAUCGCUACCCAGCUGUAAAUAUAGGACGACUACGACCCUUUAACCGUCACACGGACUCUUCGCCGUUUUCAAGUUUUGCUACCACCGCAGUCUAGCCAGGUCUGCCGCGACUCUCACCAUCAUCCAUCUAUCCCAGAGGACCACGUCCCAAAACGCGCGCCCGUCAUGCCCGAACGACAGAUCCAGCUCGUCCGCCUCGCGCACGUGUUCUACAAGCACAAGAACAUUGACGACGCCCGACGGUUCUACGACGACUUUGGGUUCUUCGAAAUCGAGCGCAGGGGCAACAGGACGUUCUACCGCGGCUACGGCACCGAGCCCUUCGUGUUGUGCGCCGAGGAGGCCGCCGAAGACGAGUUCGGAGGUCCGGCCUUUGUCGUCGAGUCCAUGGCGGACCUCGAGCAGGCGUCCAAGACGCUGCCGGGCGCGACGGCCAUCUACGACCUCGAGGACGUGCCGGGCGGCGGCAAGUGCGUCACCUUCAAGGACCCGGUCGACGGCUGGUCGUUCCACCUCGUCCACGGCCAGACGCCCGUCGAGAAGAGGGACCCGGGCUUCCCCAAUCUCAAGUUCAACUUUCCGACAGAGAAGCACCGCGACGUCAACCAGAAGCAGCGCUUCACGAAGCGGCCGGCGCCGGUGCACAAGCUGGGGCACUUUGGCGUGUGCCUGACCAACUUUGACAAGGCGUACGAGUUCUAUACCAGCAACUUCAACCUCUAUCCCAGCGAGCUCGUGCACGCGCCGGACGACAAGGACAAGAAGGUGACGGUCUUCUUCCGCCUCGCGCGUGGAAAGGAGUACGUCGACCACCACUGCUUCUUCUUCUUCGAGGGCCCCAAGUUCCACGUGCACCACUCGUCGUUCGAGACGCACGACUUUGACACGCAGGUCCUCGGCCACGACUGGCUGCGGCACCAGGGCCACAAGAGCUGCUGGGGCGUCGGCCGGCACAUCAUGGGCAGCCAGAUCUUUGACUACUGGUUCGACCCUUCGGGCUUCAUCAUGGAGCACUACGUUGACGGCGACCUCCUCGACGACUCGGAGGAGACGCACCACAACCCCGCGUCGCCGGACAACCUGCACGUCUGGGGGCCCGAGCUGCCGGCCGAUUUCUUGCAAUGAUGGAAUCCCAGGCUCUCUCUCUCUCUUUCUGUCAUGUCAUGUCAUGUCUCGUCAGCAGUUUCGUCUUCUUCUUCAUCGCAAUACCAUGUACAGUAGUAGUAAGGGUGCGACUGCGCACACGAGCAAAACACACAAAAUGGCAGCGUCGUGUUUGUCGUGCCUCCAAACGUUUCGUUUAUCCACAAAGUGAUGAAACCGGUCCUGGACCGUGGGGUCCAAGUCGCCCUCCCCCACCCACAACCUUUUGUAGCGAGUCAGUCGCCGGAUAUUCUAUUUCAAGGACCACCAAAUCCUACUGUUGCCUGCGAGCUCCAGUAGGCGACCAAAGCGUUUUUUUUGUUUUUUUUCCUUCCUUCCUUUUUUCUUGUUUUUUUCUUUCUCUUUUUGU